UCAGUCGGCAACUUCGGUUGCAGUCAGUUCGUGUAAUAUGGGCAAUAGUCGGUCUCCUUCGACAGAAAUUAUUGAAGCUGCCUCUUGACUCAUGACUAAUCUCAGAUGGUAGUAGUACUACUGUAUCUAUCUAUCGACUCUUGAAUCUUGAUUUCUUUUUCAUUCUGAAAGUCUUUCUUUGCUGCAAGUCCUUGAACUCCUCAAACCACUCACUGUUAUUUCUAUUCUACCUCUCUACAAAUUAAACCAAGUUGCCCACACAAACUACAGAUCAAAACUGAUCAUAUUUCAGUUGAUGAAAUCAGUAGUCAUUUCUAUUAGUACUCGAUGCCAUCUUUACAAUCAUCGUUUCUACUUUAUAAAAUCAUUAAUUUCCAACUUUUCUUCAUCAAUCUCAUAACUUAUCUUUCUUUUUCAUCCUCUUCUUCAUGUCCUCCAUUUAUUUCGCCACCUUCAUUUCCACUUGGUUACAGUCACCAAUCUUUUCAGAUCCAUUGCUCCAUUAAUAACUUCAGUUUCCCUAUUCUUCACCAUCAAUCCAAUCAUCUUUCCAUUUCUCUUAAUCAAUCCAAUUAUACCUCUACCCAUCAUAGUCAUUGUUCUAAUUUUUCUCUCAAUAAUUCACCAUUUAAGUUUUCUCAUUCUUCAUGUUUUAAGCUCUCUGUUCCCAGACAAUGUCUACCGCUAAGACUACCAAAUUGUAGUCGGGAAUGCCCUCCAUUUAAGUUAGUUAUCCAGAUUGAAUCGAAUGAAAUUCAUCAUUCUUACUUAGGCAACUGCAAAAUUUGCCAUGCUGGAAAUGGAAUUUGUGGGUUCAAGUCAACUGAUUCUACUAAGUCUUUUGUUUGUCUUCAUCAAGCCCGAUCUCAAAUUUCAUCACCAUGGAUCUAUAGAGAUAAUCCGAAUCGAAUCGUUAUAUUAUGCACUGUCGCAAUUGUUUCAUGUUUAGUACUUGUUAUUGUUGCUAGAAUGUUGGUAAUUCGGUGUAAAGGAAUGAAAUCAAUGGUAGUUGGAGAAGAUCCAACAACAGUGUUUCUUCAUAGGCACUGUUCCAUACAUCUUCUUCCACCAGUUUUUAGUUUCCAGGAAUUGGAAUCGGCUACGAAUAUGUUCAACUCGAGGCGGAAAAUCGGUGACGGAGGGUUUGGAUCCGUUUAUCUUGGAGAACUUUAUGAUGGCAGAAUUGUGGCUGUAAAAGUGCUCCAUAGAAAUCCGUCAGCUUCAAUGAAAUCGUUUUGUAACGAAAUUUUAAUCCUUUCAUCAAUAGAUCACCCGAAUCUCGUCAAGCUUCAUGGAUAUUGUAGUGAUCCAAGAGGACUUCUUCUUGUUUAUGACUAUGUCUCUAACGGGACUUUAGCUGAUCAUCUCCAUGGCUCCAAAAGCUUACUCAAAAAAGGAUCUUUAACAUGGCAGGUGCGAGUUGAAGUGGCGUUGCAAACAGCUGUGGCGCUCGAGUAUUUACACUUUAAAGUGGAGCCAGCAAUUGUUCAUAGAGAUAUAACCUCAUCAAACAUUUUUGUUGAGAAAGACAUGAAAAUAAAAGUUGGAGAUUUUGGGCUCUCCAGACUUCUUAUCUUUUCAGAUACUUCGUCAACAUCUUCAUCAUCAUCCGGAUUUGUCUGUACAGGUCCUCAAGGGACUCCUGGUUACUUGGACCCCGAAUACCAUCAUUCAUUCAGAUUAACAGAAAAGAGUGAUGUUUAUAGUUUUGGUGUGAUUUUGUUUGAAUUGAUUUCUGGUAUGAAAGCUGUGGAUUUGAGCCGAGCGAAACAAGAGAUUGCGUUGGUGGAUUUGGUAGUGGGGAAAAUUCAAGUAGGAUUGCUGCAUCAAGUCCUGGAUCCUGUUUUGAUAGUUGAAGGUGAAUUUACUGGAGCUAUUGAUGCUAUAGCUGAGUUAGCAUUUCAAUGUGUUGCUGCUGAUAAAGAUGAUCGUCCCAAUACUAAAGAAAUUGUAACUGAACUGAAACGAAUAAAGAAUCAUACUCAUGGAUGUCGUAACUCUAAUGUGGUCGUCCCUGAGCUAUCUAAAGUUUGAUAGUUUUGUGACACUUUGUAGUUCAUUGUACAAUAGUUGCUGGAAGUAACAAAAAUAAAAUAAAAUAAAAUACAAACUCCAGAUUUAUAGCAAAA
Molecule: messenger RNA, 2129 nt
Organism: Papaver somniferum (opium poppy)
Lineage: Eukaryota; Viridiplantae; Streptophyta; Magnoliopsida; Ranunculales; Papaveraceae
Product: LEAF RUST 10 DISEASE-RESISTANCE LOCUS RECEPTOR-LIKE PROTEIN KINASE-like 1.5
Exons: 2
Coding region: 328-2034 (568 amino acids)
Biological process (GO): protein phosphorylation
Molecular function (GO): ATP binding; protein kinase activity
Source: RefSeq, a predicted model, not a curated record